Pochonia chlamydosporia 170 is the source of this 6255-nucleotide messenger RNA. RefSeq names its product fatty acid synthase beta subunit dehydratase. Gene Ontology annotation, molecular function: fatty acid synthase activity; enoyl-[acyl-carrier-protein] reductase (NADH) activity; [acyl-carrier-protein] S-acetyltransferase activity. The record is from RefSeq and is a predicted model, not a curated record. Gene Ontology annotation, cellular component: fatty acid synthase complex. Gene Ontology annotation, biological process: long-chain fatty acid biosynthetic process. Bases 1 to 6255 code for a protein of 2084 amino acids. The transcript has 3 exons. Lineage: Eukaryota; Fungi; Ascomycota; Sordariomycetes; Hypocreales; Clavicipitaceae.
AUGUACGGCACUGGCACCGGCCCUCAAACGGGCAUUUCCACUCCCAGGUCCAGCGCCUCUCUUCGACCCUUGACCCUCACCCACGGCUCUCUCGAAACCUCAUUCCUCGUUCCUACCAGCCUCCACUUCCACGCUUCCCAGAUUAAAGACCGAUUUGUGGCUACCCUGCCCACUGCCACAGACGAGCUUGCUCAGGAUGACGAGCCUUCAUCUGUCGCCGAGUUGGUAGCCCGAUAUCUCGGCUUUGUCGCCAAAGAGGUUGAGGAGGGCGAGGAUGACGCACAGGGUUCAUACGAAGAGGUUCUGAAGCUUGUUCUCAAUGAAUUUGAACGAGCCUUCCUCCGCGGCAAUGAAUGCCAUGCCAUUGCCGCUUCACUUCCUGGCAUUGAACUGAAGAAGCUUGAGGUUAUCCGCUGCUACUACAUGGCGCGGGCGGUUUCUAACAGAACUAUCCGACCCCACGAGUCUGCGCUGUUCCGAGCCGCCGACGAUGGCUCUGCCGAAAUUUACACCAUUUUUGGUGGCCAGGGAAACAUUGAAGAAUACUUUGAUGAACUUCGCCAGGUUUUCCAGACCUACUCCAGCUUUGUUGGCGACCUCAUCACCUCAUCAGCCGAGCAGCUGAUUACUCUCUCUACCAACUCCAGCGCAGAGAAGAUGUUCCCCAAGGGUCUGGAUAUCAUGAACUGGUUACAGCAUCCCGAUUCCACUCCCGACGUUGAAUACCUGAUCUCUGCACCUGUCAGCUUCCCCUUGAUCGGUCUCGUCCAGAUGGCCCAUUAUGAGGUUACUUGCAAGGUUCUGGGUGUUCACCCUGGUAUGCUCCGCGAGCGCAUCAGUGGUAGCACUGGUCACUCUCAGGGUAUUGUAAUGGCCGCCGCAACCGCAGCUGCCGACUCCUGGGAGUCAUGGCGCGAGAUUGUGAGCUCAACGCUGUCCAUCUUGUUCUGGGUUGGUACAAGAAGCCAGCAGGCUUUCCCUACUACUUCCAUGACUCCUACCAUGUUGCGUGAGUCCAUGGAGCAUGGCGAGGGCAACCCCACGCCCAUGUUGAGCAUUCGCGAUCUUUCUCAACAGGAAGUCCAGAAGCACAUUGAUGCUACCAACGAAUACCUUCCUCCCCACCGCCACAUCAGCAUCUCGCUUAUCAACAGCCCUCGAAACUUGGUUGUCACAGGUCCCCCUACCUCUUUACCAGACCCGUGUUCCCUAGAGCGUAAGGUCCGCUUUGUCAACCGCUUCCUCCCCAUUACGGCUCCUUUCCACAGCAAGUACCUCGCGGAGGCUACUGAGAUGAUUGAUGCUGAUCUCAAAAACAUCUCCAUUGACGCCCAGGAUCUUGGCAUCCCUGUUUUCGACACAAACACUGGAAAGGACCUGCGAAACGAGGUCAAGGGCAAUAUUGUCCCUGCUUUGGUUCGACUGAUUACUCGCGCCCCUGUCAACUGGGAGAAGGCCACUGUCUUCCCGGAUGCCACUCACAUCUUGGACUUUGGCCCCGGUGGUGUUUCUGGUCUUGGUACCCUGACAAGCCGAAACAAGGAGGGUACUGGCGUCCGUGUCAUUCUGGCUGGUACCAUUGAUGGCACCAUGAAUGAGGUUGGCUACAAGCCCGAGAUCUUCGAUAGAGACGAAGAGAACGCGUUGCGGUAUGCCAUUGACUGGGUCAAGGAGUUUGGUCCUCGCCUCGUCAAGACCUCUAGCGGCCGCAAAUAUCUUGACACCAAGAUGAGUCGUCUUCUUGGAUUGCCUCCCAUUGUUGUGGCUGGCAUGACUCCUGCUACCGUUCCUUGGGAUUUUGUUGCUGCUACCAUGAACGCUGGUUACCAUAUUGAGCUUGCUGGUGGUGGUUACUUCAUGGGUAACAUGAUGACCGACGCUCUUCUCAAGAUUGAAAAGGCAAUCCCUUCUGGACGUGGUAUCACCGUCAACUUGAUCUACGUCAAUCCUCGAGCUAUGGCUUGGCAGAUUCCCCUGAUUGGUAAGCUCCGUGCUGAGGGUGUUCCCAUCGAAGGCUUGACCAUCGGUGCUGGUGUUCCUUCUAUCGAGGUUGCCCAGGAGUACAUUGAGACUCUCGGUCUCAAGCAUAUUGGCUUCAAGCCAGGUUCUGUUGAAGCCAUUCAGGCCGUCGUCAACAUCGCCAAGGCCAACCCCAACUUCCCAGUCAUCUUGCAGUGGACUGGUGGUCGUGGUGGUGGUCACCACUCCUUCGAAGACUUCCAUCAGCCCAUUCUUCAAAUGUACGGCCGCAUCCGUCGCCAAGAAAACAUUAUCCUGGUCGCUGGCAGUGGUUUUGGUGGCGCUGAGGACACUUACCCUUACAUCACCGGACAGUGGUCCAAGAAGUAUGGUUAUCCUCCCAUGCCCUAUGACGGCUGCUUGUUCGGCAGUCGCAUGAUGGUGGCCAAGGAGGCACACACCAGCAAAGAUGCCAAGCAGGCUAUUAUCGACGCCCCUGGUGUCGAAGACGGAGAGUGGGAGAAGACUUACAAGGGUCCUGCUGGAGGUGUCAUCACUGUUCGUUCCGAAAUGGGUGAACCAAUUCACAAGUUGGCCACCCGAGGUGUCCGUUUCUGGGCCGAGAUGGACCAGAAGAUCUUCAGCUUGCCCAAGGAGAAGCGUAUUGCAGAGCUCAAGAAGAAUCGCGACUACAUCAUCAAGCGCCUCAACGACGACUUCCAAAAGGUUUGGUUCGGGUGCGAUAAGGAGGGCAAGGCUUGCGAUUUGGAGGAUAUGACUUAUGGCGAUGUCGUUCGCCGUAUGGUUGAACUUCUCUACGUCAAGCAUCAGAAGCGCUGGAUUGACCCCAGCUACAUCAAGUUUACUGGCGACUUCAUCCACCGUGUUGAGGAACGUUUCACCAGCGUCGCCGGAAAGCCGUCUCUCCUCCAGAACUACUCGGAUCUCAACGACCCUUUCACAACUGUGGAGCGCAUUCUCUCUAAUUACCCAGAAGCUGAGACUCAGAUCAUCAACGCCCAGGACGUCCAGCACUUCCUGAUGCUUUGCAUGAACCCCUUCCAGAAGCCCGUCACUUUCAUUCCCAGCCUUGAUGAUAACUUUGAGUUCUACUUCAAGAAGGACUCUCUUUGGCAGUCCGAGGACUUGGACGCUGUCAUUGGCCAGGAUGUCGGCCGAACUUGCGUCCUCCAGGGUCCUGCCGCCGUCAGGUUCUCAACUGUUGUGGAUGAGCCUAUCAAGGAUAUUCUCGACGGCAUUCACGAAACUCACAUCAAGAUGCUCACCCGAGACAUGUACAGCAAUGAUGAGUCUUCCAUUCCUUCCGUCGAGUAUUUUGGCGGCAAGUUGGUCGACUCUGAGAUUCCCCUCGACGUUGAGGGUCUCACGGUUGCCUAUGAUGCUCACAAGAACACAUACCGCCUGUCUUCUGCUGCUGGCGCUUCGCUUCCCUCGGUGGAUUCCUGGUUGGCUUUGCUGGCUGGUCCUAACCGCAACUGGCGCCACGCUCUUCUCAUGUCUGAUGUGGUUGUCCAGGGCCAGAAGUUCCAGACCAACCCUCUCAAGCGCAUCUUUGCCCCCGCUCGCGGUCUUUUUGUGGAAAUUCAAUAUCCUAAUGAGCCUGCCAAGACUACCAUCAUUGUUCGGGAGCAACCUCGACACAACCACUACGUCGAUGUCAUCGAGGUUAAGCUUGUUGGCAAGAAUGAGAUUCUUGUCAACCUGAUCAAGGAUACUACGGCCCUUGGCAAGCCCGCUGCCAUGCCGCUCAAGUUCACCUAUCACCCCGAGGCUGGUUACGCUCCCAUCCGCGAAGUCAUGGAGGACCGCAACGAUCGUAUCAAGGAGUUCUACUGGAAGGCGUGGUUCGGCGACGAGCCCCUGAACUUGGACGCCCUCGUCACCAGCACAUUCGACGGUGGACGCACUACUAUCACCAGUGAGGCUAUCAAUGACUUUGUUCACGCUGUUGGCAACACUGGCGAAGCAUUCGUCGACAGACCUGGCAAGAUUGUCAAUGCUCCUAUGGACUUUGCCAUUGUUGUUGGAUGGAAGGCCAUUACCAAACCCAUCUUCCCUCGCACCAUUGAUGGUGACUUGCUUAAGCUGGUCCACUUGUCCAACCAGUUCCGCAUGAUUCCUGGCGCUGAGCCUCUCAAGAAGGGUGACGAGGUUGCCACCACCGCCCAGGUCAACGCAGUGAUCAACCAGGAAGCCGGCAAGAUGGUCGAGGUUUGUGGUACUAUUUCUCGUGAUGGGAAGCCUGUCAUGGAGGUGACGUCGCAGUUCCUGUACCGCGGCAAGUACACCGACUUUGAGAAUACUUUCCAGCGCAAGAUUGAGACCCCCGUCCAGGUCCACCUAGCCACGACCAAGGACGUUGCUAUUCUGCGCUCCAAGCAGUGGUUCGCCACUGAUGAGCUCCCUAGCGAGAUUGACCUGCUUGGCCAGACCCUGACCUUCAAGCUUCAGUCUCUGGUCCGCUACAAGAACAGGAACGUCUUCAGCAGUGUCGAGACUCGAGGACAAGUUCUCCUUGAGCUACCCACCAAGGAAGUCAUUCAGGUCGCCAGUGUCGACUACGAGGCUGGAGAGUCGCAUGGAAACCCCGUCAUUGACUACUUGGAGCGUAACGGCUCUCCCCUGGAUCAGCCCAUCCUCUUCGAGAACCCUAUCCCUCUCAGUGGCAAGACUCCUCUGCAGCUGCGUGCCCCCGCCUCCAACGAGACUUAUGCUCGCGUCUCUGGAGAUUACAACCCUAUUCACGUUUCCCGCGUCUUCUCCACCUAUGCCAACCUUCCGGGUACCAUCACCCACGGCAUGUACUCCAGUGCUGCUGUCCGAAGUUUGGUUGAAACCUGGGCUGCUGAGAACGAUAUCGGCCGUGUCCGCAGCUUCCACGCAACCUUUGUUGGCAUGGUCCUUCCCAACGACGAUAUCCAGGUGAAGUUGCAGCACGUUGGUAUGGUUGCUGGUCGCAAGAUCAUCAAGGUUGAGGUCACCAACACCGAAAACGAGGAGAAGGUCCUACUUGGUGAGGCCGAAGUAGAACAGCCCGUCACUGCCUACGUCUUUACUGGUCAAGGCUCACAAGAGCAAGGCAUGGGUAUGGAGUUGUAUGGUAGCAGCCCUGUGGCCAAGGAGGUUUGGGACCGAGCUGAUAAGUACCUGCUGGAUAACUAUGGCUUCUCAAUCACCAACAUUGUCAAGAACAACCCCAAGGAGCUCACUAUCCACUUUGGUGGCCCCAGAGGCAAGGCCAUUCGCCAAAACUACAUGGCCAUGACCUUUGAGACUGUGGCUGCUGAUGGCUCCAUCAAAUCUGAACGUAUUUUCAAGGAGAUUGACGAGAGCACCACUUCUUAUACUUACCGCUCACCAACUGGUCUGCUUUCGGCCACUCAAUUCACGCAACCCGCCCUGACUCUUAUGGAGAAGGCCAGUUUCGAGGAUAUGAAGUCAAAGGGCCUCGUGCCUCGUGACAGCACCUUUGCUGGCCACUCUCUGGGUGAAUACUCGGCCCUGGCUGCAUUGGCUGAUGUCAUGCCCAUCGAGUCACUGGUGUCGGUUGUUUUCUACCGUGGUCUGACCAUGCAAGUCGCCGUCGAGCGUGACGAGGCUGGCCGAUCCAACUACUCCAUGUGCGCGGUCAACCCCAGCCGUAUCUCCAAGACGUUCAACGAAGAAGCUCUGCAGUUUGUUGUCAAUAACAUUGCUGAGGAGACGGGCUGGUUACUGGAGAUUGUCAACUACAACAUUGCCAACAUGCAAUACGUAUGCGCUGGUGACUUGCGUGCACUAGACACGCUCGCCGGUGUGACCAACUUCCUCAAGAUGCAGCAGAUUGAUAUUGAGGAGAUGCGAAGCAACAUUGAGGAGGCCAAGGAGGCUUUGCGCAAGAUCAUCCGUGGAUGUGCCGACGCAACUCUCAAGAAGCCUCUGCCCCUGGAGCUGGAGCGUGGAUUUGCCACAAUUCCUCUCCGUGGCAUUGAUGUGCCUUUCCAUUCGACCUUCUUGCGAUCUGGUGUCAAGCCUUUCCGAUCGUUCUUGCUCAAGAAGAUCAACAAGACAACGAUUGAUCCGUCAAAGCUGGUUGGAAAGUACAUUCCCAAUGUCACUGCCAAGCCAUUUGAGCUCACCAAGGAAUACUUUGAGGAUGUCUACAAGCUGACCAACUCACCCAAGAUUGGAGCCGUCUUGGCCAACUGGGACAAGUACACGCAAGAGGAUGAUGGCAAAGCUGUCAGCGACAGCUCCUCAAGCGUGGGCUACGACGGGCCUGGUGCUGCCGCCUAA